Calypte anna (Anna's hummingbird) is the source of this 4221-nucleotide messenger RNA. It is a transcript of the gene EPS8L2, whose product is annotated as EPS8 like 2. Bases 342 to 2525 code for a protein of 727 amino acids. Gene Ontology annotation, cellular component: ruffle membrane; plasma membrane; vesicle. Gene Ontology annotation, biological process: Rho protein signal transduction; regulation of Rho protein signal transduction; positive regulation of ruffle assembly. The record is from RefSeq and is a predicted model, not a curated record. NCBI's taxonomy places the organism in Eukaryota, Metazoa, Chordata, Aves, Apodiformes, Trochilidae. Gene Ontology annotation, molecular function: actin binding. The transcript has 22 exons.
GUCACCUGCUCUCAGACAACCGGGGCGAGCGGCACCGGGAGGAAAGGGCAGAGGGAAGGAAGGCAGCGGGACGGGGACCCCCAGGCUGGGCUGCCGGGUGGGCUUUGCCUCGCUCCCCCCUCCAUCCUCGGGGCUCGCAGGGAGGCAGAGGGAGCUCGGCUGCCGGAGAAUGGCAGCAGGAUUUCCCUAGGAGGGCACGGCUGACGGGGAGAGGACACUCGGGAGCCGAGGGGACUGCGGGAGAGACCAAAGCGGCUUCUGGGCACCGAACAAGCUCCUGGCACCCUGACUGUCCUGCUGCAUACCUGAACUUUGGCCAGGUCACACUCCUCUGAAGCACCAUGAGCCUCAAGGGAUCCCUCAGCACCAACCCUGCCUCAGCAAAUGGCAGCAUGGGCAGAGCAGAUGGAGCCUCCAAGCUGAGUGGCAAGGACCUGUAUGAACAAAGGAAAAAAUACUCCAACUCCAAUAUCAUCAUGCACGAGACCUCCCAGUACCACGUCCAGCACUUGGCCACCUUCAUCAUGGACAAGAGUGAGUCCAUCGUGACAGUGGAUGAUGCUAUCAGAAAACUCAUCUUGCUCAACUCCAAAGAGAAGAUCUGGACACAGGAGAUGCUGCUGCAAGUCAAUGACAAAUCCAUCCGGCUGCUGGACUGCGAGUCCCAGGAGGAGCUGGAGGAUUUCCCUCUCCCCACAGUCCAGCACUGCCAGACGGUGCUGAACCAGCUGCGUUAUUCCUCCAUCCUCCUCCUGGUGUGCCAGGACUCGGAGCAGCACAAACCCGACAUCCACUUCUUCAACUGCGACGAGGUGGAGGCGGAGAUGGUGCAUGAGGACAUAGAAAGUGCCCUGGCAGACCACAAGCACGGGAAGAAGAUCCGACCCCAGACACUCAAGGCAAACCAAGAGAAGAUCAAGCAGAGACAAUCCAUCCUGCCCCCUCCCCAGGGCCCAGCCCCCAUCCCCAUCCAGCACGACAGGAACAGCAGGAACAGGGUGGCACCCCCUUCCCACCACAACCCAGACUAUGACCGACGGAGCUCCCACGAGCACGAGGAGUCCAGAGCCAUCCUGGCCCAGAAGAUUGAAAAGGAAACGCAAAUCCUGAACUGCACCCUGGAUGACAUUGAAGUGUUUGUUGCCAGGCUUCAGAAGGCUGCAGAGGCAUUCAAACAGCUCAACCAGAGGAAGAAAGGGAAGAAGAACAAGAAGAAAGGGCCAGCAGAGGGCAUGCUGACCCUUCGAGCAAGACCCCCAAGUGAGGCUGAGUUCAUUGACUGCUUCCAGAAAACCAAACUGGCUUUUAACCUCCUGGCCAAGCUGAGGAAGCACAUCCAGAACCCCAGCGCGUCAGAGUUGGUCCAUUUCCUCUUUGGGCCACUGGAACUGAUCAUCAGCAGCUGUGGUGGCCCUGAGCUGGCCAGGUCUGUUGUCAGCCCACUUCUUUCUAAAGAUGCCACAGAUUUCCUCAGAGGACACCUGACACCCAAAGAAAUAAACCUCUGGGACUCCCUGGGAGAGACAUGGACCAGGUCCAGAGCUGAGUGGCCCCGAGAAGCAAACAUCCCCACCUACAUCCCCAAAUUCCGCAAUGGUUGGGAACCUCCCAUUGAAAUCUUCCGUGGAGCUCCCUGGGAAAUCGACAUUGGACACCUGCAGGAAGAGCUCUCCUCAGCCAAUGGAUAUCCCUACAGGAACUCCUCACUCAAGAGAGCUCAGCCCAGUGAGCAGCCCCAGCCUGGGGAUGCCUUCAAGCAGAACCUCACUCAGCAUGUAAAUAGGACCUUUGAGAGCCAGGGCCUGGCUGCCCCCAGGCGCUUCGCCAAAAUCCGCUACGACUUCACCGCCCGGAAUGCCAACGAACUCUCUGUGCUUAAGGAUGAAAUCCUGGAGGUGUUGGAAGAUAACAAACAGUGGUGGAAGCUGCUCAACAGGAGUGGGCAGGCUGGCUACGUCCCCUACAACAUCCUGGAUGUGGUGAAACUGGAAGAGCUGGAACAGAGGUACAAAGGAGACCUGAGCCCCAGGGGAUAUGGCCCAUCCAGCCCAACUCACAAGCUGCCUGCCAGCUAUGCUGGGGAUAAGUGGGGAAGUGAAAUGUUGUCCCGCAGCAAUCCCCAGGACGCCAAAGAACAACUUAUUCAUCAGAUGGAUGAGCUGAACGAUGAGCUGCUAAAGAAGAUCACAAACAAUAAAAUCCAGCCUCCCCAGAGGAACUUCAGAGUGGAAAAGCCUCAGCAAGUUUUUGUGCCCCUCACCUUUGAAUCCAGCACUGAAGAAGUCAAAGCUUGGCUGGAGGCAAAGUCAUUCAGCAAAGAGACAGUGGAACACUUGGGCAUCCUCACUGGAGCUCAGCUCUUCUCCCUCAACAGAGAGGAGCUGAAGAAAGUGUGUGGUGAUGAGGGAAACAGAGUCUACAGUAAAAUCACAGUGGAGAAAAACCAGCUGGAGAACAACAGAGGGGAGUCAGAGCUCCAAGAGAUCAUGAAGCGUCGCCAGGAAAGGAUUGAUUCUGCUCAGUAAAAAAAUCUCUGCUUUAUCUCAGCUAUUUUUUUAGUGAUAGUAGUGCAGGAAAAGGGAAGGAAACAAUGAUCCCCAGUCCAGACAAAAGACAGCAGGGCUCCAGAGUCAUUGCCAUCCAAGUGACAACUUCUUGAACACUGUUGAUAAGGGUAGAUAAGAAGACCACAUCCCACUGGGACAGGUGUUUUAAUAUUGCAUGAAGUAUUUUUUUUAUAUAUAUAUAUAUAUAACUAUAUAUUUUAUACUGAAAUUUUAUGUGCAUGUGAUCAGAGCAGAUGAGAACUCACACACUGGCUGGAUUCAAGGAAAGGAAAAAAAAAACUAAAACCAAGACCUUGCAAAGCUCCUCUGAAAGGGCUGGAGCUGCUCCCACCCCCUGCCAGCCUGGCUGGGGACAGGAGGACACAGCACAGGACAAAGCAGUCAGAGGGUUUAGAGUCUGGACCCCAGAAAUCAACCUUUCCCCCCACUUCUCACUUCCUCCUCCGUGGCAGAGAUCCCUUGCAGCCCUGUGACACUUCAUUGUCCUCCUUCUGUUCCCCCAUGUCCCCUCUUGGGGCUAAAAUGCCCUCAGGGGAGAGGCUUUGCUGAGCAGUGAUGAGCAGGAGCCCAGGGACACCCCAAGGGAUUUAAAUCUGCAGUGGGGGAGCUCAGCCCCACCACCCCUGCUCAGGCUCUGCAGCCCUUCACCUUGGCACCAGGCCUGCAGCAGGAGGUGGUGGUGUUGCCCAAGUUUGGCCUCACAGGAGGGGAUAAACCCCUUCCACGUGCUGCCAACCCACUCACACCCACAGCCCUUCCCCAGGGCCUUUGCCUCCUGCAGGGGUUCAUUACAGAGAGCAAUCUGAGAUGCUUCCCAAGCAGCCAAGCAGCAGCAGCACCCUUGGGAAGGCUGGUUUAGUACCACAGAAAUGGCCCCAGGAAAGACAAAACCCAACCCACCUUCAGCAGAGGCUGCUCUUCCCUCCUGUGUUUCUGAUUAACAUGAUGUGCACGUGGGUGUCCUUACCUGGGGACAUUAUGUGCACCUGGGGACAUCCCCUCCCCCUCCCCAGCCAUGAAGAGGGAUGAGGAGGAAAAAAUCCCUUUCCCUAGAGACCUGAUGGGUUGUGGAUCAGCAGUUUACCCCAGGAUUUAAAGGCUCAAAGAAGCACAGAGCUUGGCACACGUGGUGUUUAUAUCUGCAGUUCCCUUAUCAAGCCCAGCAAAGCAAACACAGCAGGAGCUGCUCACAGACCAGGAGGAACUUUGGUUAAAUGGGGAUUCAGGCCCAGACUGCCCAGGGACUGACACAGACACUUCCCCUACGUGCUGGGAGUGCUCCCAGCUCCUCCACCACCUCCUGUCUGAGGCUUUGAGCCUGGCCUUGCACACUGAGUGGAAACAGCUGCAAAGCAGAGGCUGGGGAACUGGUGUCUCCACUGGGGAUACUGGGGCACCUCACAAGGUUGGCUUUGUUCUUCCAAAAAUGUUUCUAAUGGAUGAUUGAUUAUUUUAAUCUCCAAUCAGGACACUGUUAGCACCAGCAGAAGCCAGGUGCAGGCAGGGAACUCCCAGAGAAGGAUCAGGGCUUAAGUCACAACCCUGCACUCACCUUGUCAGGGAGGGAUGAUGAGGACAAUCCUCCUGAGAAGCCCUGGAUUGGGGUGGAGGUGGGAGGCAGGUGGGAACACUGGCACAGGAGGCAAAGGGAUUU